UCGUGGUCUAAAUUACUGGGAAACAUCAACUUACAUUACUGUGAUUGUUUCCUUUUAAAUUCUAAUUUAAUUUCAAGAGAUAUGUUUAUUUUCUUGCAAUUUCUCGAAGAAUUAGAGUCAGUGGUAAAAUGAUCUAAUAUAGGAAGUGGUUUCAGUAGUGUAUUGUGCUUGUGAUAUAAUUUCACCUACGUUUUGCAAGUCUUUGAGUAUCCUCAGUUGUUUUCUAUAUCUAUACAGAAUGUCUUCUAAACCAGCCCCUUCCCUAAUUAUAAGGUGAAGGAACCCAAAUAAAUAAAAUAAGUUAUUGGAAAGGCUCAAAAUACAAAAUAAAUUGCAAGGAAAUGAGAUUCUCUUUAGAUCUCUCCAUCCGUUUCACUAUGUUGUGAUAGUUAUACCUACGUGUGUUCAGCAUUUCAGACUCCGGCAAAUCUUAUCGAUCAUAUUUGGAUGCACUUCUGUUUUGAAAGAAAACAACAAGAAACGUGCUAAAAACCAUAGAAGAGUUCAAUAAUUCAGCAUUGAAUUCAAGAAGAAUGAAUUUUGUGAUGUUAUGAAACCAUAUAGAUAGUUAUGAAUGUCGUGACUGAAGAUAUUGAGGAUCUACGAAAACUUCUCUAUUUGCAAGUCUUCUUCUCCUUUUCCUAUGUAGGCUCUUUAGCCCUCUAACAAUGAUAUUAGUAUUUGAUUGUGUAAAUUGCAUUUUCUUGUAGAGUAUAAGGCACUAUUAUAUUCUUUAUGUGAUCAGUACGAUCGGAAAAUUGCCCUUGUGAGAAAAGACAUCCACUUGCGCAUGUUGAAGUAUUUGAGAUUUAGCACAUCUUCUAAUAUUGUACUUCAUCAAUAUUUAAAAAGCGAGAAUUGUUUUCAGUUGGAUCAGCUCCCUCUCCAUUGAUGGCUAAAUUCAUAUGUUUGUUAUCUAAUGAUCCAAUAAACAAAUGGUUAGAUAUAAAAAAGUUUGUAGCAAUUCUGAAAUUUCUGGAAUUGAUACGAGUGAAAUUGGAAUUCGUUAUAAGGGGUAAGGUGUGCAAGACUUCGGCCUAUUUCUCUUUCUCAUUCUAUAUGAGUUGAUCAUAUCUAUUUUCAAUGUUGGGCCGUGCUUUGCACGGGCAUCACCUUACUAGUAUGUACUAAGUUGCACUUAGGAGGCGUGACUGAAACCCAAGCAUGAAAUAUUAUUUGGAAUCUCCAAGUUUGGCCGAUAUCCAUAAAUCUCCACUUUUAAUACCAAUUAAAUCUCUUAUAAGGUAGAUUUUUGCAUCAUUAGUUUAGUUUCAGAAUCGUGCCAGUUGAUCUUUCUUGGUCCUAAAAAGACGAGAUAUUUUGCAAGGUCGAUUUUGCAUGGUGCAUUGACGCGUCAAACAUUUCUUAUGAACCAGCUGAAACAAAUACACGCCCACACUCUCCGAAAUGGCACCGACUUCACCCAAUUCUUGAUUACCAAGCUUGUUGAAAUCCCAAACAUACCGUAUGCCCACAAAGUGUUCGACAAUAUUACCAGACCAACUGUCUUUCUCUACAACAAGCUCAUUCAAGCCUAUUCUUCUCAUGGCCUUCCCAGCCAGUGUUUUUCUCUCUAUAUCCAUAUGCGCCGGCAAGGCUGCUCCCCUAAUCCACACUCCUUCACUUUCCUCUUCGCCGCAUCCACCAGCCGUUCCAUCCCCAUACAAGGCCAAAUGUUCCAUGUCCAUUUCAUCAAAUGGGGUUUCAAUUUCGACAUCUACGCUUUAACUGCACUUGUUGACAUGUAUGCUAAAAUGGGCCUGUUGCCUUCUGCGCGAAAGCUCUUCGACGAGAUGGAAAUGAAGGAUGUGCCCACUUGGAAUUCUUUGAUUGCAGGGUAUACCAAGAAUGGGAAUGUGGAAGAAGCUUUCAAGUUGUUUUCAGCAAUGCCUUCAAGGAAUGUGAUUUCCUGGACAGCAAUGAUUUCAGGCUAUUCGCAAAAUGGCAAGUAUGCGAAUGCAUUAACUGUCUACAAGGAAAUGGAGAAAGACAAAGGAGUAAAGCCUAAUGAAGUCACAAUUGCUAGUGUGCUUCCAGCUUGUGCGAAUCUUGGGGCGUUGGAGGUUGGGCAGAAAAUUGAAGCUAAUGCAAGGGCAAAUGGAUACUUUAAGAAUAUGUUUGUCUGCAAUGCUGUGCUUGAAAUGUAUAUGAAAUGUGGUAGAAUUGAUAGGGCAAUGCAACUCUUUCACGAGAUUGGUAGGAGGAGGAACUUGUGUUCUUGGAAUACCAUGAUCAUGGGGUUAGCUGUCCAUGGAAAAGGUGAUGAAGCUCUUACGUUUUUCAACCAAAUGCUAGGAGAAGGAAAUGCACCUGAUGAUGUAACGUUUGUAGGAGCAAUCUUAGCAUGCACACAUGGAGGCAUGGUAGCAAAGGGCUGGGGACUCCUCAGCUUGAUGGAGCAAAGAUUCUCCAUAGUUCCAAAGUUGGAACACUAUGGCUGUAUGGUUGAUCUCUUAGGCCGGGCUGGAAAGUUGCAGGAAGCUUAUGAUCUUAUAGAGAGCAUGCCAAUGACACCUGAUUCGGUUAUAUGGGGAACUCUGCUUGGAGCCUGCAGCUUCCAUGGCAAUGUUGAACUGGCUGAGAAAGCAGCCGAGUUCCUUUCUGUGUUGGAGCCGUGGAAUCCCGGAAAUUAUGUUAUUCUCUCAAACAUCUAUGCAAGAGCUGGCCGAUGGGAUGGUGUUGCAAGGUUAAGGAAACUGAUGAAGUCCUCCCAGAUUACAAAAGCAGCAGGGUACAGCUUCAUUGAGGAGGGAGGUGAUAUUCAUAAGUUCAUAGUAGAGGAUAAAUCCCACCAAAAAUCAAAAGAGAUAUAUGCAUUGCUUGAUUUAGUCACGACUAUAUUAAAGUUUGAUGAAAGCACCAUUGAUAUUGAUUUGGAUUCUAUUGUCGAAUAAAAAAUUUUGUGAUAACCUGAAUAGUUUUUGGACCUACA
Messenger RNA from Nicotiana tabacum (common tobacco), 2932 nucleotides. RefSeq names its product pentatricopeptide repeat-containing protein At5g08510. Gene Ontology annotation, biological process: RNA modification. The record is from RefSeq and is a predicted model, not a curated record. Gene Ontology annotation, molecular function: protein binding; RNA binding. NCBI's taxonomy places the organism in Eukaryota, Viridiplantae, Streptophyta, Magnoliopsida, Solanales, Solanaceae.